AUGCCGAAAAAACUAAAACAUCUCAAAGUCCAUCCAUUUCUCCUCUCCUUCCCACAAAUUCUUUGGGUGCUGAUUCUACCAUCGCAAAUUGUCAGUGCACAGAAGAACACAACAAUUCCCGUGAAUGUGGGAGUGGUUCUAGACAUGGACACAUGGAUUGGAAAGAUGGGGUUGAGCUGCAUCUCCAUGGCUCUUUCAGACUUCUAUUCCUCCCACAGUGACUACAAGACUAGGAUUGUCCUCAACAACCGGGACUCGAAGAAAGAUGUGGUUGGCGCUGCAGCUGCAGCUCUAGACCUACUAAAAAAUACUGACGUGCAAGCUAUCAUGGGGCCGGUGUCAUCAGUACAAGCAGAAUUCAUAAAUGAUCUUGGAGAUAAAGCUCAUGUGCCGAUCAUCUCAUUUUCUGCAACAAGCACAUUUCUUUCACCACUUAGCAGUCCAUACUUCAUUCGUGCUACUCAGAAUGACUCAUCUCAAGUAAAAGCCAUCAGUUCAAUUGUCAAGGCCUUUGGAUGGAGAGAAGUUGUGCCAAUCUACGUUGAUAAUCAGCUUGGAGAAGGGAUUUUACCAUUCUUGACAGAUGCCUUCGAUAAAAUUAAUACACGCAUCCCUUAUCGCAGUGUCAUUCCUUCUUUAGCCACUGAUGAGCAAAUUGUUGCAGAGCUUCACAAGCUAAUGACUAUCCAGACUAGAGUUUUCAUUGUUCAUCUACUGCCCAGUCUUGGCUCUCGGCUUUUUGCUAAAGCAAAACAACUUGGAAUGAUGGCUGCAGGGUAUGCUUGGAUAUGCACUGAUGCCAUAACAGAUGAGCUUAAUUCAAUUGAUCCUUCUAUCAUUGACACCAUGCAAGGAGUACUAGGUGUAAGGCCUCAUGUUCCUAAUACUGCAGAGCUUCAAAGCUUCAUUAAAAGAUGGAAGUUGAAGUUUCAACAAAGCAAUCCAGACAUCGUCAAUCCUCAAUUGAAUGUGUUUGGGCUAUGGGCAUAUGAUUCAACAACAGCACUCGCAAUGGCAAUAGAGGAAGCAGGAGUUUCAAACAUUGGCUUUGAUCAAAUGUCAGAUAUCUCAGGGAACACUACAGACCUUGAAAGUUUUGGUGUAUCUAGAAAUGGUCCUAAGCUUUUGCAGGCAAUGUUAGGCACAGCAUUUCAAGGCCUAAGCGGAGACUUCAUUAUAGUUGAUGGACAACUUGAAUCUCCAGUUUAUGACAUAGUAAACGUCAUUGGUAAUGGCAUAAAAGAAAUUGGCUUCUGGACUGCAGAUAAAGGAAUUGUUAGGCAGAUAAACCCUAUAACUAUAAAGAAACUGGGAACUAUACUGUGGCCAGGUGACACUGCAACGCCUCCUAAGGGCUGGGCAAUUCCAAAAAAUGGGAAGAAGUUGAGGGUUGGUGUACCAGUGAAUGCUCGAUUUAGUCAACUUGUAAAGGUUACAAGAAACUCCCAGACAAAUACAACCAUGGUCGAAGGAUAUUGCAUUGAUAUAUUUGAUGCAGUAAUGGCUUUGUUACCAUAUGCUAUCCCUUACGAGUAUGUUCCUUUUGCAACAUCAGAUGGUAUGAGUGCUGGAAAUUACGAUGACUUGGCGUACCAAGUCUAUUUAGGGAAUUUUGAUGCAGUCGCUGGAGACAUAGCAAUCACAGCAAACAGGUCGCUGUAUGUUGACUUUUCUUUGGCAUAUACUGAGUCUGGGAUAGCGAUGAUUGUUCCCACAGACAACCAAAGUAGAAAUACAUGGAUAUUUUUGAAGCCACUAACUUGGGAUCUUUGGCUGACAAGUUUUUUAGCUUUUAUCGCUAUUGGUCUUCUUAUUUGGGUUCUUGAACAUAGAAUAAAUGAUGAAUUCAAGGGACCGCCUUUGCAUCAAAUUGGCAUGAUCCUCUGGUUCUCCUUCUCUACCUUGGUUUUUGCACAUAAGGAGAAAAUAGUAAGUAAUUUGGCCAGGUUCGUGCUGGUCAUCUGGUUCCUAGUUGUGUUUGUACUUACCCAGAGCUAUACAGCCAGCCUUACAACAAGGUUAACAGUACAACAACUCCAACCAACUAUAAGAAGUGUAGAUGAGCUCAUCAAGACCAGGGCGUAUGUUGGUUACCAAAAUGUUUCGUAUCUUUCAAAAAAUCUGCUUCAAAUGUUACCAAAACAUAUGUUGGUUACCAACAUGUAUUCAUAAUGCAAGAAUUAUUCUUUGUUUACAUAUUGGUCGCAUUGUAUAAAACUUUCUUUGUUAAAGUGGUCCUUCAUA
This is a messenger RNA of Coffea arabica (coffee), 2244 nucleotides long. Its product is annotated as glutamate receptor 2.2. Gene Ontology annotation, cellular component: membrane. Gene Ontology annotation, molecular function: ligand-gated monoatomic ion channel activity. The record is from RefSeq and is a predicted model, not a curated record. Lineage: Eukaryota; Viridiplantae; Streptophyta; Magnoliopsida; Gentianales; Rubiaceae.